Helobdella robusta is the source of this 2154-nucleotide messenger RNA. RefSeq lists its product as hypothetical. Gene Ontology annotation, molecular function: chromatin binding; RNA binding; histone binding. Gene Ontology annotation, cellular component: nucleoplasm; nucleolus; cytoplasm. Gene Ontology annotation, biological process: chromatin remodeling. The record is from RefSeq and is a predicted model, not a curated record. NCBI's taxonomy places the organism in Eukaryota, Metazoa, Annelida, Clitellata, Rhynchobdellida, Glossiphoniidae. The coding region runs from base 1 to 2154 and encodes 717 amino acids. The transcript has 4 exons.
AUGACCGAAUCAUUCCGUCCGACUCCGAAUACAUUACUUAGCAACACACACUUCAUCGCCAUCAUCAUCCUCUUCAUCCUCUUCAUCUCUCUCAUCAUCGACUCAUCACUAUCUCUCCUUCAUUUCAUCGUCGUCAUCAUCUGCACGAGGACCGUACUGAAAUACCGAAAAACAUCACCAAAUGUUCGCAAAGAACCCUUGCAUUCGACCAGCACUGCCGAUCGAAUAGAUACGGUUACUGAAAAGUUGAACAGAAGAUCGCAGGUCUCCAAAUUACUCCAGCCUCACAAUAAUUUGUUCAACAAUAACAACAGCAACAAAAGCAACAACAACAACAAUAAUAAUAAUAAUAAUAAUAGUAAUAAUAGUGAUGAUGAUGAUGAUGGUUGUAACGAUAGCUCGAUAUCCAAAUUUAGUUGGGAUUUGAAUUCGGCGCCCACAUUGGAAUCAGAACCUUCCUACCGAGUAACCGAUUCGAAUACCGAUUUUAAUCUAAAUAGAUCGACAAUUUCGUUGAUCAAUUUUAUGAAUAAUUAUAAUAUUAAUAAUUUUGUAAUAAAAUCAAAAAAUUUUCAAAACUUCCCCAAAAAACUGAACGACUUCGCUAAACGAGAAGCAGUUUCGAACGACCGAAUAAGUGAGAACUUCAAAGGCUGCUAUUGCAACCGGUCAAACAGUGAACUCGAUUUUGAAACAUUUCAGCUAUCGGAUACUCGGCAGCAGCAUCGACCACAUCGGGAGAGGAGGAGACAAUCGAUACCGAUACCGAUACUGACACACGACCAGCCCUGCACCGUCGCACCGAACAACCCACCGCCAGAAAGAUCGUUUAAAAACAAUCGAAUCCACUCUUACCUCGCCAACAUCAAGUUGAGAGAUGCUUUCAAAAGUCGAUCGCAGUGUUGCAAUAAAUACCGAUGGGCCGGUUGCUUUGAUUUCAAGUUGAAACCUCGCAAAAUGUUCUCCAGUUUGAUUAAUAUUGCAAAUCUUAAAAGGCUGAAACGGUAUUCGAUUCUAUUGAUAUCGGUAUCGCAAGAAUUGAAAUUAUUUCAGAAACUUCUUUUAACGACUUUGCUGUCGUUCCUCGCCUAUCGAUAUUUUACGGAACCGUAUCCAACCGGCGUAUCGAUCGAGCGACUCAUGUUAGAGAGCAAGUUACUAUUUGAUAGAGAAGGCAAGAAACAAUGCCGAGACUCGGUAAACCGACCGGUACAGCCCUGCUUCAACGGCGAUAACAAUGAAAACAAUGAUAACGGUUUUGAUAGCAUGAACCUUGAAGAUGAUGAUGAAGAUGAAAAUGAUGAUGACGACGCUCAUCUAACGGUGAGAUUAAACGGCUUCAAAAUAUUCGAAAGUAAUCGGAUACCGAGCAAUUACUAUUCGAAACACGCUCCAACGGAAAUGGUCCAUUACUGUGAGAACGACGAUGAUGAUGAUGACGAAGAUUAUGUUGACGAUGAUGAUGAGGAGGAUGAUGAUGAGGAUGAUGAUGAUGAGGAGGAUGAGGAUGAUAACAAUGAUAAGAACGCCAUCUUCUUCCUCCUUACCAACAUCAUUCAAGACGUCGAAGUCAAGAGCCUCAGAGCGUUCAAAAUAUUCGCCGAAUCGAUGAAACCAUCAGGAACGUCUCAGGGAUGUGUGUGUGGAUGCGGUCCCGGUCGGUUGCAGGGGUUGUCGAGUAAAUACGGUUCCGUUAAGUUUCAAAAACAUGCGAAUGAAAACAGUUUCGGUAUAAGUCAGCAGGAGUGUUCGAGUGAAUGCGGUUUCCGUGAAGUUCAGAGGGGCAGCGGGUCAAAAGUGAAAUUCAAGAAUAGCAACAACAACAACAACAACAACAACAAAAACAACAACAACCACAACAACAAAAACAACAACAACAUUAACAAAAACAGCAACAACAACAACAACAGCAGGAGUAACGAUAAUGCCACAACAAGCGUCGCACCUACCAGACCAAAUGACAGGGACCUCGAUGACGUCAUCGUCAUGUUGCCAUCAAAAAAUUACAACGAACACGACGGUGGUGAUGAUGAUUAUAAUGAUGAUGAUGAUGAUGGAAGAGAAAUGAGUGAGAGAAUGGAAGAAGGAAUACAGAUGAGAGAUGGUAGUCAAAAAAUGAAGUGUCAAAGAAUUUAUACUGAAACUAAAGUUUGA